Molecule: messenger RNA, 4457 nt
Organism: Carcharodon carcharias (great white shark)
Lineage: Eukaryota; Metazoa; Chordata; Chondrichthyes; Lamniformes; Lamnidae
Gene: ctif
Product: CBP80/20-dependent translation initiation factor
Exons: 13
Coding region: 176-2011 (611 amino acids)
Biological process (GO): regulation of translational initiation
Cellular component (GO): cytosol
Molecular function (GO): translation activator activity; protein binding; RNA binding
Source: RefSeq, a predicted model, not a curated record
GCAUCAUUGCGUGUAUUUUGUGGCACCAGGAUCUUGGUGAGAAGCCCCUGAGCCUGGGUUUCAGGAAAGUGAUUCACUCCCAGGAAGGGUUAGUGGGGCGAAAAGUGUCUAGUCUGAGGAGGCAUCCAGGAUCCCCUUCCGAAGCGGCCCCAGAGAUAUUUCAAAGAGCUUAGACAUGGAGAACUCCUCAGUAGCCUCUGCUUCCUCAGAGGCUGGAAGUAACCGUUCGCAGGAGAUAGAAGAGCUGGAACGAUUUAUUGACAGCUACGUCCUAGAAUACCAGGUUCAGGGGUUACUUACAGACAAACCCGAAACUGAUGCCGACAGUGAAAAGACACCGCCAAACUCACAGUGGAAUGAAGACUUCACAGACACACUAAAUGUAAACUGGUCCUCCCCAAAGGAAAAGAACUCCCGCAAACAAAUCAAUCAGAACUGUAACCAAGAGACAUCUUAUGAUAUUCUGGGGACCGAUAUCUGGGCAGUUAACACCUUUGAGCAUGUCAGUGGAGCAACAUGGGAUCUGCAACCUGAGAAAUUAGAUUUCACCAACUCGUUUCAUCGAAAGCAUUUACAAAACGCUUCCAAGUACCUCCCCCACAUUGAUCGAGAAGGGAUGGUGAAGGGGAAGUUUGAAGAGGAUGGAAACAUUACCUUGAAUGACCUGGACAAAGUGCUUCCGGUGCGGCAGGUGUACCAGCCAUUGUCUAAUGAAGCUGAAAUUGCACAGACUAAAAAGCUAUUCAGGAGGCGACGGAAUGACCGGAGAUAUGUUUACAUCAACCAAGAGAAGCUAACGGUGGUCCUUCCAGCCAAUGAGAGAAGGUCCGGUGAAAGGAGACAGCAAAGAACUCCAGGAGGAAACAAAGUGCAGCAACAACAUGGAGAGCAUCAGCCGAGCCACAUAAAACACAACCGGGAUCACUCGAGACAGUACCAAACUCCAGCGCCACACGCUGCAGGAAAGCAGGGUCCACCAAAUCAUGGCUACAGCCAGCAGCGCCGAUGGCAGCACAACCAGAGACACUCUCCUAACGACAAGGAAUUGAACAAGAAUGCCAAAGACAGCAGUAAUGUUCAAAGUGAGGAUACCUCACACAGCCCUGUCCAGAUGACAGGGGAGAUGCAUAAGCCUACAGAUCCACCCAGCAGUCCAACUCAGCAGAACCUCCAGAACUCUGAAAUAAAACAGAGAGACAGCACUUCAGAUCGGCAGGUGGAUCAACCGAAAGUUAAUCUGUUGGAGUCUUCCAAAGAUAGACUGAAAAGAAGGCUGAAAGAAAAGGACGAAAUUUCCUUGGACACAACAAACCCUCAGAAAACCAAAAUGGACAAAUUGAUAGAAAUCCUCAACAGCAUGAGGAACAACAGUAGUGAUGUGGACUCCAACCUCACCACGUUCAUGGAGGAGGCACAGAACUCUACCAACUCAGAGGAGAUGCUAAGCGAGAUAGUUAAAACUAUUUAUCACAAGGCUGUAACGGACAGGAGUUUUGCUUCAACUGCUGCCAGAUUGUGCGACAAAAUGUCUCUCUUCAUGGUGGAAGGAACUAAGUUCCGAAGCUUGCUUCUCAAUAUGUUGCAGAAAGAUUUCACGGUGAGGGAUGAGCUGCAGCAGACGGACGUAGAGCACUGGCUUGGAUUCAUCACAUUUCUCUGCGAAGUUUUUGGAAUAAUGCGAAGCAACACAGGAGAGCCCUUCCGUGUGCUUGUCUGCCCUAUUUACACAUGUCUACGAGAGCUGUUACAAUCACAAGAUGUCAAAGAAGAUGCUGUUCUGUGUUGCUCGAUGGAGCUGCAGAGCACAGGCAAGCUGCUGGAGGAACAGCUGCCAGAGAUGAUGACAGAGCUGCUGGCAGCAGCACGCGACAAGAUGCUUGGCCCCUCAGAAUCGGCGUUGACGCGAUCCCUCCUUCUCGAAGUCAUUGAGCUACACGCCAAUAACUGGAACCCGCUGACCCCCACCAUCACGCAGUACUACAACAAAACCAUCCAGAAACUAACUGCUUAAAAAAAGAAAAAAAUAAACAGGGGGGAAAAAAAGAGAAAACAGGAAGAAGGAGGAACAAAAUAUAGGAAGGUGCUGUCUUUUUUUAUAUAUAAAAAAAGACUCUUUACUGGAAAGAAGGGGAAUGUAUUAGAUAAGAAGAGGAAUGGAAAGAUAAGUCCCAGCAUGCAGAGAAUCAUUUUCGGGGCGCGUUCUUUCAUUCAAGUGCCAAGCCUCCCUUUCCCCCUCCUGUGCUUUUGAUUGUAGUUGAUCCAUUGACAGCACAGCAACUCAUGGUUUGUGGAGGGCUGGAGCUAGCCUGGUAUUGUGCUGAGUGUGUGUAUGUGUGUGCGCUCUGUGUGCUUUUUUUGUUCUGCCAUUGUGACAGCCGUCUUGCUAAGCAAUUGGCAGAAGGUGACACUCAGCAGAUGGCCUGGCAGGACAAUAGGAAGCACGUUCUAUGCCAGGCUUGAAAAUCAAUUACUUCAUGCAGGGCUGGUUUUAAGUUGACCUUUUUUUUUGUUUUAUACACUCUUUCUAAUUGCUCAAAUUCUAGGAAAGGAAACAAGGAAAAAUAAAAAAGAUCGAGUUUACAUUGGAACUUCAGCUGCAUGUUCUUUUUGUACAAAGCUGAAAAUUUUAAUUUACUCAGCUUCCAAAACAAUUUCUUCCAGAAGAUUCUGAAGCUAUGCAUUUGGGUUAAGUGACUGAAAGUGCAGGUUUGAAUCCUUCAAUGUUGCAUUUUGAUUGAAGUGUGAGAUGGUGGUCCCUGGGUACCAGAGCAAAUCUCCCAGUACUUGACCGUGUCCCGGUGCUGUGAUUGAUAAAGGCUAAAUGAAGACUUGACUUGGCCUCAUACACUAAAAUGGGCAAUGGUAGAUCCAGUAUCUAAAGCUAAGAAGGGACAACAUGGAUUAAAUGUGAAGUACCUGCUAAUAUAUUGCUAACGGGAGGAUAUUCCCCUAAGUUUACAGUAUUCUAUUUAGACUGCAAGUCUACAAUUCAUUUAAUGUAAUUAUUGAUUUUUUUUCUCAAAACAGUUUACCUACAUCAACCAGUAAAAUAAUUCCCAGUAUUAUUUCUGGCUCAGUCACAUGAUGAGCACGGAGAGCCACCUUCAUGAUACUUCUAGCAAAACCAGUUUGAGAAUGGCUCUAACCUUGAUUAUUAUGUCAGGUGAUGAAUAGCCUGGAGUAUGCUCAAAGUAUCAAACAAUGAUAAACAGGUUAUCUGCUCAUUAUCACAUUGCUAUUGUGGGAACUUGCUGUGCACAAUUUGGCUGCCACUUUUUCUACAUUACAAAAGUGACUACACUUCAUAAGUACUUCAUUGGCCAUUAAGAGCUUUGGGAUGUCCUGAGGUUGUGCAAGGCGCUAGAUAAAUGCAAGCCUGUCUUUUUUUAUGUUAUAAAAUGUUGAAAGUUCAGUUUUACAGCUUCUGGCUUUGAACUCCACAGUAUGUUGCUGCCUCAUAACACACUACAGACUCUGUGUUAACUUGUGUAAUAAAUGCUGACUGAAUUAUCUUGCACAAUAAGUGCUAAGUGAAUCAUUUUGUGUAAGAUGUGCUGACCGCGCUGUCUUAUGGUAAUCAUCUUGAUUAUCAUUCAACAAUCUGACAAUGAUUGAUUAUUGUUAUUGGCAUCAUUCAAUUGUACAAAGCAUCCAAUCAUCGUUCUCUGGUAGACUCCUCCUGACAGGGAAAGGGAGAAAACUGAACUCUAUGUAUUAUAACAUAUAGUUGGGAGCAUUUAUAAACAAGGCUUCUUGGUCAACUGUAUGAAGAUUAACACAUUUAUAGCCUCCACUACCAGUUGUAAUGUUGCCAAUGGCUUUGUCGGAUGGUAGACUCUUAACAAAGUGAUAGGAAAUCAGGUUUAACUUGGAGAAUGAAUGAGAGCAGUCUUGCUGUUGGUUAAAUCUUUUGAAGCCUGGUCAGUUUUUUUUCUGCAGUAAUGAUGAGCAGGUUUUGUUACAGAUAAGUCCAAGAUCUAAACAAUUUAAUGAAUGGAUUUGGCAGUAGCCACUUAUAUUUUAACGGUGUGCAGGAGCAGAGCACCACUAACUAUGUGGCACUUCCUCUGUUUCAUUUUACAUUGUUGCAGUACAACUAGAGGCUAAUAUUUAGUUCUGCCCUUAGAUCCAAACUUCAAAAUCCCAUGGAGAUUUGAGUGAAAAUACCACUGUAGGUGUGAAUUUUCCAUUCUUUGCACUAUGGUAUUCUGCGAGGAGUGGGAUAUUGAAGUCAGGAUGGGGAUGGAGGUUGACUUUAAUUUGUUUUCACAUGACAUUAAUGGGGCGGUAACUGCCUCAAACUAGGGUUGUUAGCUGUAUCACCCUUUUAAUCACAAUGAUAAGGCCGAUGCUAACUUGAAAGGCACCCAUCAUUGGCACCCAAGCGCCAAUCCUGUUUCAGGGGUUAGAGCCCUUUUAAUGUGCCCUGAUUUUUUUUUUACUCGUUAACUGAAUUU